Leopardus geoffroyi (Geoffroy's cat) is the source of this 5663-nucleotide messenger RNA. It is a transcript of the gene PRDM5, whose product is annotated as PR/SET domain 5. Gene Ontology annotation, cellular component: nucleus. Bases 2025 to 3917 code for a protein of 630 amino acids. NCBI's taxonomy places the organism in Eukaryota, Metazoa, Chordata, Mammalia, Carnivora, Felidae. The record is from RefSeq and is a predicted model, not a curated record. Gene Ontology annotation, molecular function: protein binding; RNA polymerase II transcription regulatory region sequence-specific DNA binding; DNA-binding transcription factor activity. Gene Ontology annotation, biological process: negative regulation of DNA-templated transcription. The transcript is spliced from 16 exons.
UUUUCUUUAAAGUUUUUUUUUCUUUUUUCUUUUUUAACAUUUAUUUAUUUUUGAGAGACAGAGACAGUGUGAGCAGGGGAAGGGCAGAGUGAGAGGGAGACACAGAAUCCGAAGCAAGCUCCAGGCUCUGAACUGUCAGCGCAGAGCCCAAUGUGGGGCUCCAACUCAUGAACCGUGAGAUCAUGACCUGAGCAGAAGUUGGAUGCUUAACUGACUGAGUCAUCCAGGCGCCCCUACCCUUACAUUUUUCAAAGAGGAUCAUUUAUUCUAUUAUUUAAAAUCUCCAAAUAUUGUUAUUAUAUGAUUUUAAUAAAGUUCUUCUACUUAGGAAAUUAGGAACUGUUUGUGUUCCAAGGCUUUUCUUAUAGUCUCCAAGAAACAGAAAUCAUUUCCAUGGUUGUGCAUUGGUAACAACAAGCCAACAGGCUCAAAAUGGAGUUACUUAUGCUAAGUCCCAUAUUACCAAACUGAGAUGCAACUUAAUUAGCUUUGGCUCUUCUAGAAAUGUAAUUUUAAACCAGUUAUCAGGAGUUGCCUGAUGACCAAGCACUAGAUUUGCCAGAGACAUCUGCCAUCACUUAAGAGAAAGUAACCUUGCAACAGUCAAUCUGCUUUUUUGUUUGGUAUAAUUUCCUUGUUCCUGCUUCCUUUUACCCGUAAGAAUUUUUCAUUUAGUACAGCUUCUCUGAGCUCUUUUCUAUUUGCCAGAUUGGAUGCUGCCCCACUCAUGGAUUGGUGAAUGAACCCAAUAAAAUCUUUAAAAUUUGUUUAGUUGAAUUUUAUUUUCUAACAGUGUGGUCUUUAAUGUUAUCAAAAUUAUUAUGAUUUUUAACGGUUUACAAGGAACAUCAAAUGGAUUCCCAAAGACCUCAGAUUAGAAAAUUAUGAAGACCAUCAAAAGAAAUGAAUAGGAAACUCCUAGCUUGUCUUAAAGGGAAAAACAAACAAAAAAACAAAACAAAAAACAACCAAACGCCUUUUCAAAUUUCUUCUGAGCACACUGCAAUACCUAACUUUAUUAAAAACUGUGAAACAAGACUUUUGUCAUCCCUGCGAUACUGGAUUCUGCUGUUUGGGCUUUCCCUUCUCCCAUCUCCUCGGUUUAUGUCUGAAGAUCUAUCACAGGUCUGGUGAUUUCCAAGCAAGAGAGGAUUCAGAAAUGGUGUAUCUUGUGAACUGUAAGCACUUUCUCUGGGUUACAGCACCAUACAAUAACUAGUUUCUACUGGAUUUAAAUAUUUAAACUGUUCGCGACAAAUUUUGAAUUAACUUGAAAUGGAUUAGUUGCAGACUGUGUACACCCCCGUUCCCUGUACGUUAAUCACCAUACUUACUGAUCCCCUACGAGUUCAAAUCCCUGAAACAAGCAUGAAAAAAACAAUGCGAGAAGGACGCAAAUUUCUUACUCCUCAGGGUUGGUUUUCAGUAGUCGGGCAAUAAGCAUACUUUCAGAGUCUGGAACUCCAUAAAAUUGUUUUGGAGGAUGCCCCCAGCUGUGUCACGGCCCAUUUCGUUUUGCAUCUGAAAACAGUACAAUUUCCCAACUAGAACUAGUUCAGCGCGGCAAAACCCAAAGCUGGACAAGGGCGGGUCUCGAAGCUGCGGCGCUGGACGCGGGGAGCAGGCUGGUCCUCUCCUUUCGCCGGCCUCUGGGUUUGAGGCCCCGAGGUCAGCUCCGCUCUCGGCUCCGCGCCCGGCUCGGGUGCGAGCCGCCAACUUCGGGCCAAUCAGCGCGCGGCGUCUCUGAGACCGCAGCGCCCCGGCCCGCGCCCCCCGCGCCCCCGCGGCAGCAAUGGCUGCAGCGGCCGCGGCGGCUCCGGGCUGAGCCAGACCCGGGACUAGGAGGGGCUGAGCCGCGGGGGAUCCUGGAAUCGGCGGGGAGGUGGGGAUUCUGGGAGGAAAACUCCAUUUCCUCCUUCCCUGCCGGCCUCUCCCCUCCACCCAGCACCCCAAAUUUCGAUGUGUCUCCUCCCGGGCGCAGAGCGCUGGUGCUGAGCGAGGCGGCGGCGGCCGCGGCCGGGAAAAUGCUGGGCAUGUACGUGCCGGACAGGUUCUCCCUGAAGUCUUCCCGGGUUCAGGACGGGAUGGGGCUCUACACGGCCCGCAGAGUGAGAAAGGGUGAAAAGUUUGGACCGUUUGCCGGAGAGAAGAGAAUGCCUGAAGACUUGGAUGAAAAUAUGGAUUACAGGUUGAUGUGGGAGGUUCGUGGGAGUAAGGGAGAAGUUCUAUACAUUUUGGAUGCUACCAAUCCACGACACUCCAACUGGCUUCGCUUUGUUCAUGAGGCACCAUCUCAGGAGCAGAAGAACUUGGCUGCCAUUCAAGAAGGAGAAAACAUUUUCUAUUUGGCAAUUGAAGACAUAGAAACAGAUACAGAACUUCUGAUUGGCUACCUGGACAGUGACAUGGAGGCUGAUGAGGAAGAACAGCAAAUUAUAACAAUGAUCAAAGAAGGGGAAGUUAAAAAUUCUAAAGGACAAUCAGCAGCUGGCAGAAAAGAUUGCCUUGGCUGUAAAGAGGACUAUGCUUGUCCCCAGUGUGACUCGAGUUUUACCAGUGAGGAAAUUCUUGCUGAGCACCUUCAGACAUUGCACCAGAAACCUACAGAGGAGAAAGAAUUUAAGUGCAAGAACUGUGGGAAGAAAUUCCCAGUUAAGCAGGCUUUGCAAAGACACGUUCUUCAGUGCACAGCGAAAAGCAGUCUGAAAGAUUCUUCACGAAGUUUUCAGUGCUCUGUUUGCAAUUCUUCCUUCAAUUCAGCAUCGAGUUUUGAGCAGCACCAGGAGACUUGCCGGGGAGAUGCCAGGUUUGUGUGCAAGGCCGACAGCUGUGGAAAGAGGCUGAAGAGCAAGGAUGCCCUCAGAAGACACCAGGAAAAUGUCCAUGCUGGUGAUCCUAAGAAAAAGCUCAUAUGUUCAGUGUGCAAUAAAAAGUGUUCUUCAGCAUCAAGCCUACAGGAACAUAGAAAGAUUCAUGAGAUAUUUGAUUGUCAAGAAUGUAUGAAGAAAUUUAUUUCAGCUAAUCAGCUAAAACGUCAUAUGAUCACUCACUCAGAAAAGCGACCCUAUAAUUGUGAGAUUUGUAAUAAAUCUUUCAAGAGGCUUGAUCAAGUGGGCGCCCACAAAGUAAUACACAGUGAAGAUAAACCUUACAAAUGCAAGCUUUGUGGAAAGGGAUUUGCCCACAGAAAUGUUUACAAGAAUCACAAGAAGACCCAUUCUGAAGAGAGACCAUUCCAGUGUGAGGAAUGUAAAGCUUUGUUCCGGACCCCGUUUUCUUUGCAGAGACACCUUCUCAUACAUAACAGUGAGAGGACUUUCAAAUGCCAUCACUGUGAUGCUACCUUUAAAAGGAAGGAUACUUUAAAUGUUCAUGUCCAGGUGGUCCAUGAAAGACACAAGAAAUACAGAUGUGAGCUAUGUAAUAAGGCAUUUGUUACACCCUCAGUGCUUAGAAGUCACAAGAAAACCCAUACUGGAGAAAAGGAGAAAAUCUGCCCAUAUUGUGGCCAGAAAUUUGCCAGCAGUGGUACACUGAGAGUUCAUAUCCGUAGCCACACAGGUGAGCGGCCCUAUCAAUGCCCUUACUGUGAAAAAGGAUUCAGUAAAAAUGAUGGACUGAAGAUGCAUAUUCGUACCCAUACCAGGGAGAAACCUUACAAGUGCUCAGACUGCAGCAAAGCCUUCAGCCAGAAGCGAGGCCUGGAUGAGCACAAGAGGACGCACACCGGAGAAAAGCCUUUUCAGUGUGAUGUUUGUGACUUGGCUUUUAGCCUGAAGAAAAUGCUGAUCCGACACAAGAUGACUCACAAUCCCAAUCGUCCCCUGGCAGAAUGCCAGUUUUGCCAUAAGAAGUUUACAAGGAAUGACUACCUCAAAGUGCACGUGGACAAUAUCCAUGGCGAAGCUGACAGCUAAUGGUAGCUGUAAAGGAAUUAAACCGUUCAGAAGGGCUCCUAAUAUGAAACCCAGAUUUCUCUCACCUGAUUAGCAUAGCAGAAGUAGACAAAAGUAAUUCACUGGUCUCAUAGUUCUUAUUUGCCUACCUUUAGAGUUCGUAGAUGCAUAUGCAAAAAAAAAAAAAAAAAAAAAAGGAAAGAAAGAAAUUCCUACUUUUACCAAAAAAUGGUACAAAUAGAAAAAAGAAACAACUUUGUAGCCUUGCAAAAUACUACUUAUGCUCUGUUUUAUAAAAUGGAAAAAGGAGUCAUGGCUUUCCAUGUUGGCUACCUCUCUGUAAAGAAGUUUACUAACAUACUCUUUAUUAGGCCUUUUUAUUUUAUUGUUAUCUGUGUGUGCGCAUGCACGCACAUACUGGUUAUUACUGAUUUAUCCAGAAAGAAAUUAAUAUACCAAAAUAUUUCAUACAGAUGAGGAUAAGGUCAAGGGUUUUUAAAGUAUCAAGCAUGAUAUAGGAUAAAACUUGCUAUUUUGUGAAACAGACCAAAAGUUGAUGUUAUUUAUAGCUCUCUACAACAGGUCAGUUUAAAAUAAGGAAGUAUUUAAGAACUAAAGCAUCUACUGAAAUAUUGCUCAUUUUAGAUAAUUCUUCGAAACAUUAUCUCCUCUAAUCACUUAGAUGCAGACAUUCAUGGUCUGUACUACUUUCAUAAGAUCUUCAUAAAAAUGACCAUAUACCUUAAGUAUAUAUCAAGCUGAUUCUCCUAAGUUUAUACCAGGCAUCUUUAGAAAUUAACAAUAUACAAAUGCAUACAACUAAAAAUUAAAACGAAAUAGGUUCUCAAUAUUUGUUGACUGACAGGAGUGUCAGCACAUAGUGGCAUUGCAAUAUUAGUUAUGGUGAACCUAGCCUUUUAUCUUCUCAUUCCAUCAAAGUGCACAGAACAUGUUGGCACAGCUAUAAUAGAGUCCUCAGAGCAUUAACAUUCUGUUUCACAAAAGACGUUUUCCAGAAUCCAGGCAGCAGGUGAAUCUGAAACACUUUUGAAUUACCCUCAAUUGUUCCGUGUAAUUAGGAAUCCAGAAUAAAAAAUACAAAUCCAGCUAUUGUUAUGAUUGGAAUUAUCACUGAUUAAGGGAAAUUGAAGCAAGAAGUGUAAUUUCUUCUGUUGGGUUAUAUUUCAAUAAAAUACUUGAGAGCAACAUACAAUGAGCAACUUGCUUUGGGGGAAGAUAUGAUAAGAUGCAUUGGUGAUGUCAGAAUAGCGUAAAGGAAUCCAAAAACCAGAAGAAAGUCAAAAUGAAGUCCAAAUCAUGAAUUUUUCUACUUAGAGCUCAAAGGAGAGGAAGUAUAACUUUAAGGAAAUUGGUUCCAACUUAAGAAGAAAGGUUAUCUGAAGACACAGUUCUUUGAAGUCAGGAAUCUUGUUUUAGAAUUAUGUUUUUGCUCAGUUCCAGUUUUAAAAAGAAGCAUAAAGAUUCAAUAUAGAGAUUUAAACUCUGUAAAAAUACUAAAUUUGAAACUCACCAGAGAUAAUGUUUAAAAAUAUAAAUCUCAGAUUAUAAUUUAGAAGAUAUCUAAGUAUGGUUAUAUGUAGCAUUUUUAUAUCUGAAAAUUAUAGACUGUAUUUUAUAAAAAUAGAUUUUGGUCUUGUUUCUCACUAUGCCAUUUGUUUCAACAGUAUAUUUUUAGAUCUAAAGUGUUUUCAAUUGAACACGACAGUGUGCUUAAUAUCAUUUGAAUAUAAAAGGCCAGCUGUAAAA